AUGUAUAUUUGUUUGUAUAACAUAUUUUAUUUUAUAUGUAGCAAAAUGGAAAAUACGAAAAGGAAGGAAAAUGAUACUUGCAAGGAAUAUGCGUUAAAUAUAAGUUCAAAAACUAACAAGGAAAAAUAUAAACAUGAAGGGAAAAAAAAGGAUGGUGAGGAAUACACAAAUGAUGAUAACAAAUAUGUGAAUGAUGAGAACAAAUAUGUGAAUGGUGAGAACAAAUAUGUGAAUGAUGAGAACAAAUAUGUGAAUGGUGAGAACAAAUAUGUGAAUGGUGAGAACAAAUAUGUGAAUGGUGAGAACAAAUAUGUGAAUGAUGAAAAUAAGAAAAAGGAUAAAGUAGAUAUAGAUAUAGAUAUAUAUAACGCUGAUAACCAAAGUUAUAAUAAUAAGAAGCAAAAAAAUGACGAUGAUGAUGACGAUGUUAAUGACGAUGAUAAUGACGAUGAUGAUAUUAGUCAUAACAAACAUAAAAAUGGAGAUGACAAAAUAGACAAUAUAGACAAUAAUAUUGAAAAGGGAGAUAAUAAUAUAUGUAACUUUUAUGAUAAAAGAAAUGAAGAUAAUAAUACAUAUGCUGAUUGUAGUAAUACAGUUGAAGGAAUUAAUAAUAGCUUUGAGUGUAGUGGUAAAAAAUGUAACUAUAUAGACAAACAACGAGAUAAAACAAAAAAAUAUGAUAUUAUAAAUAUGAAAUGUGAUAAUAAAUGUAGUAAUAAUAUGAAGAAUUCAAUGAAAAAUAAAAUGAAUACACAAACAAACAAUAAUAAAGAUAUGUUAAGUAAUCAAAUAAGGAUGUGUUCAAAAAAUAUAAAUAAUAAUUAUAUUUAUAAUAACAAUAAUAAUAAUAAUAGUAUUAGUAGUAGUAAUUAUUAUUAUAACUAUUAUAAUAAUACAAAUAUGUAUAACGAAUUAAAUAUGGUACAUAAUGAAAAAAAUAAUUUGAUAGACAUAUUAGACAAAGAAUUAAAAAAAAAUUGUAAUAAUUAUAAUAUAGGAAAUAAUAAUAUGAAUUGUAACUAUAAAUCAAAUUAUAACUAUUUUAUAAAUAAAGAUUUAUUAAAUAAUAAUAUGACAUAUAUAUAUAAUUAUCCUAUGAUGAAUACAUUAAAUUAUAGUAAAGAUAAUAAUUAUUGUACCUAUCUCGAUGAAAUAAAUAGAAUAAAUGAAUGUACAUAUAAUACCACACAACAAAAUUUAAAUAAUAAUACAACAUAUUCUCCUAAUUUUAAUGAUAAUUCAAAUUUGUUGUAUAACCAUGAAUCAUAUAUUUUGUCUCCUUAUGAUUAUUAUAAUUAUUAUUGUUCUGGUCUUAUACCUACAUAUCCGAUAUUUAACUAUAGAAAUAUUAUAAAUAGUAAUAAUAAUAAUAAUUUAAAUAGUAAUAUAAAUAAUAAUAUAAAUAGUAAUAUAAAUAAUAAUAUAAAUAAUAAUAUAAAUAAUAAUAUUAAUAAUAAUAUAAAUAAUAAUAUAAAUAAUAAUAAUAGUAGUAAUAAUAAUAAUAAUAAUAAUAAUAAUAAACAUUAUUAUGAUAAUACUUAUUUUAAUCAUAUUAUACCGAGUAAUACAAAUAAUAAUUCUAUAGAUACUUACAAUGAAAAUAAUAACAAUCAUAAAAUAUUUUAUAAUUAUAAUAAAUAUAAUAUGUAUGCUCCAAAAAUAUAUUAUCAUGAUAAUAUACAUAAUCUAUAUCCUAUUAAUAAUAUUCCAUCGAAUUAUAAUAGUACGGAAAAUAAAAUAUUAACUUGUAACACCAUAAUUCCUGGUACUGGAACGAACAACAACAAUAACAAUAAUAAUAAUAAUAAUAAUAAUAAUAAUAAUAAUAAUAACAAUAAUAACAAUAAUAAUAAUAAUAAUAAUAUUCUUUCAAAAAAUAUAUUACCAUAUAAUGCAAACGAUAUAAAUAAUUUAAUUAAUCUAAACAAUGAUAAUAUAAAUAAUAAUUCCCACAUGAGUCCUAAUAAUAAUACACAAAUCUUUAAUUAUUUUAAUUAUGUAUCAAAUAGUAAUUUCAAUAUUCAAAGAUAUUUAUCGAACAACAAUAAUAAUAAUAAUAAUAAUAAUUUAAAUAAUAGUGCAGAUUAUCAACAAAAUAUUUCAUACUAUAAUACAUAUAAUUCAAAUUGUUAUUCAUCAGCAUCAAAAACAUAUUAUUGUAAUCAAUAUUUAAAUGAAUAUCCUUUAUUUCCUGUCUCUUCUAUUGAUUUAUAUAACACGGAUAAUAUGAACUACACCUCAAAUCAGUUGUAUUUCUACCAGGGGAAUGAUAACAUGAACAACGAAGAAUUAAAAAAAAACGCAGAACAAGAAAAUGCUCAUAACAAUGUAAAUAUGAACAAGCGAGGAGUACAAAACAAAAAAAACAACUAUAACAAGGAAAACUAUUUAUCUCCAAUAGCGUUCACUGGAAAUAUUUGCAAAAUAGCCAAGGAUCAAACGGGUUGUAGGAUUUUACAAAGGAUACUAGAAAAAAAGAAUCCAAAACAUAUUGAGGAAAUAUAUAAUGAAGCACUUGAUCAUAUAAUUGAAUUGAUGGUCGACCCAUUUGGUAAUUAUUUAUGUCAGAAACUUAUGGAAGUAUGUACAUCUGAGCAAAUAGAAAAAAUAAUUGAUAAAUCAUCAGACCAGUUAAUAAACGCCUCCAUAAGUGUUCAUGGUACUAGGACCGUCCAGAAGCUUAUCGAAAUGAUAAAAACUCCUUCUCAAAUUAAAAAAACAACCAAGGCUCUAAAAAAUUCAAUAAUAACUUUGAUAAAAGAUAUUAAUGGAAACCAUGUGGUUCAGAAAUGUUUAAUUACCUUAACGAGUCAUCAGUGUGAUUUUAUAUACGAAGCUAUUUUAAAUAACUGUGUUGAAGUAUCCACGCAUAGACACGGGUGUUGUGUGAUUCAGAGAUGCAUAGACUCUGCGAACGAGGCACAAAAGGAACUGUUCAUCAGAAAUAUUUCGAACAAUGCCCUGGAUUUAGUACAAGAUGCAUUCGGAAAUUACGUUGUACAAUAUAUUUUGAAUUUAGGAAAUGAGAAAGUAAAUUUAGAAAUAGCCAAUAAGUUAUUACCAAAUAUCGAGGAAUUAGCUGUUCAGAAAUUUUCAUCUAAUGUUGUAGAGAAAUGUCUAAUAAUAGGUAAUAACAAAUGUAGGAAACUCAUAAUAAAUGAAAUAUUGAAAAAAGAUAAAGAUAUAUUAAAACAAAUAAUUUUAGAUCCAUUUGGAAAUUAUGUUAUUCAAAGAGCAUUGUCAGUUGCUUCAGAACCUGAAUUAACAAAAUUAGUUGAAGGAAUCAAACCAUAUAUAAAAGAAUUACGUAAUAUAUCAUCUGGAAAAAGAAUUGCAUGGAAAUUAGCUAAAAAACAUCCUUUACUUAAUGCUGAUAUUAAUAACCAAUAUUUUUCAAAUGAUAACUCUGAUAAUGUUUCUUUACAAAAUCAUGAUAUUUCUUCUACUAACAAUUCAAUUAAUAUUCCAACAAACAAUUCGGAUAUUUUCAAAAAUGAUAAAAAAAAAAAUAAUGAUGAAAAUAUUGUAAAAAAGAAUUACAACAACAACAACAACAAUAAUAAUAAUAAUAAUAAUAAUAAUAAUAAUAAUGUCAAAACUUUCAAUCAUUCCAAAAAUUAUAAUGCCAAAAAUUUUAAUAAUAAUCCUAAUGGAAACAUAAAAAAUUUUACUAAUGAUAAUAUGAAAUCUUAUAAUUAUGAACAUAUGAGAAAUUAUAAUUUCGAUCCUAUAAGAAAUUAUAAUAUGGAUAAUAUGAAAAAUUAUAAUGUAGAUAAUAAUAUGAAAAAUUAUAAUAUGGAUAAUAUGAAAAAUUAUAAUAUGGAUAAUAUGAAAAAUUUUAACAAUGAAUAUGUCAAAAAUUUUAACAAUGAAUAUGUCAAAAAUUUUAACAAUGAAUAUGUCAAAAAUUAUAACAAUGAAUAUGUCAAGAAUUAUAACAAUGAAUAUGUCAAGAAUUAUCAUCAUAAUAAUAUAAAAAAUCAUAUUAAUUGUUCUAAUAAUAGUUAUGCAAAUAAUUCUAAAACAUACAAAAAAAAUACACAACAAAAAAAAAAUCUGCAAUCUUCGAAUGACCUCUGUAAUGUUGUUUCAUAUAGUGAUCAUUCCCCACAAAAUAUUGCACAUAAAAAAAAUAACCUUCAACAAAAAAUAUCAAAUGUAUAUAACAAAAGAAAUGAUGAUUCCUCUAUGAAUAAUAACACGUUUUGUUAUAAACAAGGUUAUGUACCAGAUGAUACAAUGAAAACGCAUAACGAAACCAAAAAUAAUGCUAAAAUGGAUGAGAUGGAUAAUCUCACAAAAAAUGAAAGAGAAAAUUUAAACAAGAUUUAUUCUAAUCAAGAAGACAACCAAAACAAGAAAGAUGAUAUUUACCACACGCAUAAGAGGAAUGAUGAUAGCAAUAUUUAUGAAAAUCAAAGAAAUUUUAACAAAAAUAAUAUUAAAUAUGUGAUUGGUCAAAACUUUCAUAGGGAUGAUAAUAACAUUCUUGUAUGUAAUAAAAGUAAAACUGAUAAGGAAAAUAAUGUAAGAAUAAAUAUAAAUGAAAGGAAUAAAGAAAAAAAUGUAGAUGGUCAGGAGAAAAAUGAAAAUAUUCAGGAAAAAAAAGACAAUGUUCAGGGAAAAAAAGACAAUGUUCCGGAAAAAAAUGAAAAUAUUCAGGAAAAAAAUGAAAAUAUUCAGGAAAAAAAAGAUAAUGUUCAGGAAAAAAAUGAAAAUAUUCAGGAAAAAAAAGAUAAUGUUCAGGAAAAAAAUGAAAAUAUUCAGGAAAAAAAAGAUAAUGUUCAGGAAAAAAAUGAAAAUAUUCAGGAAAAAAAUGAAAAUAUUCAGAGAAAAAAAAACAAUGUUCAGGUGAAAAAUGAAAACUCCCAGGAAAAACAAGAAAAUAUUCAGGUGAAAAAAGAAUACAUAAAUGAGAAAAAGGAAUGCAUAGAUGAUGAAGAGCAAAAAGAACCUUUUCACAAUAAUGAAAACACCAAAAACGAUAAUAAUUGUAACAACAAUGUGAUUAAAAAAAGCAGUGUUCAUUUAGAUAAUGAAAAAUGUCAUUAUGAAAAUAAUAUAAAUACAGAGAAAGAGCAUAUUAGGAGCAAAUCAAAUCAUAACAGGAUAAAUAAUAAUAGUUAUGAUAACAAAAUGAUAGAAAAACAGAACAAUGAAAAUUCCAAUAAGUAUAUAAUACAAAACGUUCCUAAUAAUAAUAGUAGAAUGUUUCAUAAAAAAAAUGAUGAAAAUAAAGAUGGUACCAAAAAUAAACAUAUGGAAAAUAAAAAUAAUAAAGUAUAUAACAAUAAUUUUAAUAAAAAUGAAUAUAAAAGAAUACAAAACAAUCAAAUGAAUAUGAAUCAAAGCUAUAAUUUUUCUCAGAAUAAAAACUAUGUCUACAAUAAUAGUUAUAAUAAUUAUAACGAAAAUUAUGUCAACUUUUAUCCCAUGAGAAAUAAUAAUCAAGAUUUUAAUUCAAAUAUAUGUUCAAGUAAUAAGAAUAAUCCUAAAUUGUCAUAUAUAUCAAAUAAUAAAAAUAAUGGAGAUAAUUAUAUGAGGAAAACCCCCAAAAAAAUUACGAAGAAAUAUAGUAAUGAGUCCAAAUUAAUAUGA
Plasmodium reichenowi is the source of this 5601-nucleotide messenger RNA. Its product is annotated as mRNA-binding protein PUF1. The transcript is spliced from 5 exons. Gene Ontology annotation, molecular function: mRNA binding. The record is from RefSeq and is a predicted model, not a curated record. Lineage: Eukaryota; Apicomplexa; Aconoidasida; Haemosporida; Plasmodiidae. Gene Ontology annotation, biological process: post-transcriptional regulation of gene expression. Bases 1 to 5601 code for a protein of 1866 amino acids. Gene Ontology annotation, cellular component: cytoplasm.